AUGGCGUCGGGCGCCGCCGGGAUGCUCGGUCGCCUCGUGCGCGCUUGCACCUUGUCUGUGUUGCUGCUGUUGCUGAUCGGUGGUCCCGCGGCGACGCGCGCAUCAUACCAGCCUCAGGGCGGAGAGUGUAAAGGAAAAGCGUGUGCAGGCGUGUCUGAAAAGAAGAGCGACCUGCGCGUGUGUGACCAGUCCACGUGCCGCUUCGGAGGCGUUUGCAGAGAUGAUGAUUCGCAGCUAAAGUGUGUUUGUCAGUUCCAGUGCCAUAAGAACUACGUUCCGGUGUGCGGCUCCAACGGGGACACGUACCAGAACGAGUGCUACCGGCGCCAAGCGUCAUGCAAACAGCAGAGGAUCAUCUCCCGUGUGGCGCAUGGACCUUGUUCUGACGAUCCUGGCUCAGGUUCUGGUGAUCCAGAUGAUGAAGAAGAAGGUUCUGCUUCUGAUGUAAUCAAGAAAAGCAAGUGCAGCACAUGCAAAUACGGAGCAGAAUGUGAUGAGGACGCGGAAGAUGUAUGGUGCAUCUGCAACAUAGACUGCAGCGGCCACAACGAGAACCCAGUAUGCGCCACCGACGGCAACUCGUACAACAGUCCGUGUUUGGUCCGAGAGGCGUCCUGCAUGAAGCAGGAGCAAAUCGACGUGGAGCACCUAGGCAGAUGCCGAGCCGACAAAGAUAAAUUCAGCAGGAAGGACGACGGAGGUCCUUUCAAAGUAAACGUCCUAGAAACUAAAGGACUGGAACACGGAGAUGGGUUCUACGCCGGAAUGCCAAACAGCUGCGGUGACUCGCACCCUGGAUUUUGUCUGCACGGCCGGUGUGAGAUCCACUAUAACAUGCCCACCUGCAGGUGCGAGUCUGGGUACAAAGGCGUCCGCUGCGACGAGCUUCAGGACUUCAACGUUCUUUACGUAGUCCCCAGUGGCCAGAAACUGCAUUACGUCCUGAUCGCGUCCGUCAUCGGUGCCGUGCAGAUCGCCAUCAUCGUGGCCGUUGUCAUGUGCAUCACCAGGAAAUGUCCAAAGAACAACCGCGGCCGUCGACACAAACACAACCUCGGACAUUUUUCUGCAGAAACUAACUCUAGGAUGGUAUAG
Messenger RNA from Nerophis lumbriciformis (worm pipefish), 1095 nucleotides. Lineage: Eukaryota; Metazoa; Chordata; Actinopteri; Syngnathiformes; Syngnathidae. The record is from RefSeq and is a predicted model, not a curated record.